AUGAACGGGUUUGUGGCGGAGCAUGGGGUGGGAGGUCAUGAAGGGGAAGGAGCAGCCUACCCAGGAGAACCGACAGGGGAAGGGAGAGGCUACGCGCAAGGGGAAGGGGGAGGAUACGCGACAGGGGAAGGGGGAGGAUACACGACGGGGGAAGGGGGAGGAUACGCGACGGGGGAAGGGGGUGGAUACGCGACAGGGGAAGGGGGAGGAUACGUGACAGGGGAAGGGGGAGGAUACGCGACAGGGGAAGGGGGAGGAUACGCGACGGGUGCAAGGGGGGGAUACGCGCAAGGGGAAGGAGGCGGAUAUGCGACAGGGGAAGGGGGAGGAUACGCGACGGGUGCAGGGGGAGAAUACGCGACAGUGCAAGGGGAAGGAUACGAGCAAGGGGAAGGGGGGGGAAACGAGACAGGGGUAGGGGGAGGAUACGCGACCGGCGCAGGAGGAGAAUACGAGACAAGGGAAGGGGAUGGGUACAAGGGCGAGGAAGGAGGCGAGGACGGGGGAGAGGAAGGGGGAGAAGACGAGGGAGAGGAAUGGGGGGAAGAAGAGGGUGAGGAAUGGGGAGAAGACGGGACAUGGGAACAAGGUGCAUACGCGUCGGGGGAAGGGGGAGUACACGCGACAGUGCAAGGGGGAGGAUACGUGACAGAGGAAGGGGGAGGAUACGGGACAGUGCGAGGCGGUGAAGACGAGGGAGACGAAUGGGGAGAAGGCGGGACAGGGGAACAAGGUGCAUACGCGGCAGGGGAAGGGGGAGUACACGCGACAGUGCAAGGGGGAGGAUACGAGGGAGAGGAAGGGGGAGAAAAUGGGACAGGGGAAGGGGGAGGAUACGCGGCAGGGGAAGGGGGCAGAUACGUCGUAAGGGGGGGGAAAGUCUAUGAGGAACAGGAAGGGGGGGAGUUUGCGGCGCAGAGUGAGGGAGGAUACGAGGCAGAGGAGGGGGGGAGAGUCAUGGCCGAAGGCGGGGAAGACGGUCGGGCGAGAGAUCCUGCCGAAGGCGAUGGUGCGCUGAAUGCAGCGGUGCGACAGGAGGCACAUGAAGGCGGGGAGGACGACGCUGAGGAUGAUGAUGUUGAACGUAUGCUGUACCCUGUCAGGCCGGUUGCGGAAGCAAGCCGUGGCUCCACGAUGGAUGAAAGUGCGGAGGAGGCAGCCGCGAUCAUGCGGGGCAAGGCCAAGUGCAUGGCGACCCUAAACAUGGAUGAGGGCGUACGGAAUGACGUGCCGUGCAAUGUCAAGAAGGCUGCAAGGAAACCCCGCUCUCUGCCAUCUUUCCACCCUUGCCUCCCUGCCAUUGACAGGAGAUGCACGGAGGAGGAGGGAGGGAGAGGCGGGGGUGAAAUCGAUAUGCCUUCGUAA
Molecule: messenger RNA, 1365 nt
Organism: Closterium sp. NIES-65
Lineage: Eukaryota; Viridiplantae; Streptophyta; Zygnematophyceae; Desmidiales; Closteriaceae
Source: the annotation of a GenBank genome assembly